AGUCAGCUCUUUAGAGGCUGAGCAGCAGACCGCCGUGCCGGGCGUUGAGCAGCAGUGCGCAUUGCAAGACUCCGUCUCCGGCAGCAUGCGGACGCAGAGCAAUGAGAGAGUUGUCCCGCUGCCCGGGGGCAGCCGUGGGAGUGGGAGCUCCGGGCUGUCACCAGGUUCCGACUCAGACAGCAGCCCCGGGGCAGGGUUCGAGGGAGGCACGGGGAGCAGUUUGCGAGGUGUCUUGUCCCACUACUGGAGCCUGGAGAGCCUGCACUCCACCACAGCUAUGGUCAUUCCAGAUGGAACAACGGACAAAAUCAGCCUAGGGGAUGAGGUUGGCAGCGACGAAGACCUGUAUGAGGAGCUCCAGGGCUCCGGGCAUCGCUUUGGGCACCCUGGCGGAGGAGGGGAGCAGCUAGCCAUCAACGAGCUGAUCAGCGAUGGCGGUGUGGUCUACGCCGAAGCGCUGUGGGACCAUGUCACCAUGGAUGACCAGGAGUUGGGCUUCAAAGCUGGUGACGUCAUCGAAGUAGUGGAUGCCACCAACAAGGAGUGGUGGUGGGGUCGCAUCCUGGACAGUGAGGGCUGGUUCCCAGCCAGCUUCGUCCGGCUGAGGGUGAACCAGGAUGAGCCCAUGGAGGAAUAUCUGGCCAAGCUGGAGUUGGAGGAUGAGGAGGACGGUGCGGCCAUGGGGAAGCUGCUGGGACCCGGCCUGCCCUGCAAGGAGCAGAUGAGGGCCAAUGUCAUCAAUGAGAUCAUGAGCACGGAAAGGGACUACAUCAAGCACUUGAAGGACAUCUGUGAGGGUUACAUCAAGCAGUGCCGCAAGAGGACAGACAUGUUCGCCGAGGAGCAGCUCCACACCAUCUUUGGCAACAUUGAGGAAAUAUACCGGUUUCAGAAGAAGUUCCUCAAGGGCCUGGAAAAGAAGUUCUACAAAGAGCAGCCCCACCUGAGUGAGAUCGGCUCCUGCUUCUUAGAUCAUCAAACGGAUUUCCAGAUCUACUCGGAAUACUGUAAUAACCACCCCAACGCCUGCCUCCAGCUUGCAAAGCUUAUGAAAGUCAACAAAUACGUGUUCUUCUUCGAGGCCUGCCGCUUACUCCAGAAGAUGAUUGACAUCUCACUGGAUGGCUUCUUACUCACACCGGUCCAAAAGAUCUGCAAGUAUCCGCUUCAGCUGGCUGAGCUUCUAAAGUACACAAAUCCCCAGCACAGGGAUUAUAAGGAUGUGGAAGCUGCCUUAAACGCCAUGAAAAAUGUUGCCAGGCUGAUCAAUGAGCGGAAGCGUCGCCUGGAGAACAUCGAUAAAAUCGCUCACUGGCAGAGCUCCAUAGAGGACUGGGAGGGUGAGGAUGUCCUCAGCAGGAGCUCAGAUCUGAUCUUCUCAGGGGAAAUGACUAAGAUCUCCCAGCCCCAGGCAAAGAGCCAGCAGCGCAUGUUCUUUCUCUUUGACCACCAGAUGAUCUACUGCAAGAAAGACCUGUUGCGCCGUGACAUACUUUACUACAAAGGCCGUAUGGACAUGGAUCACAUGGAAGUGGCGGACCUUGAGGACGGCAAGGACCGAGACUUCAACGUGAGCGUGAGGAACGCACUGAAGCUGCGCCCAAUGGUGCCAGGAGGAGAGGAGGUCCUGCUGUGCACUAAGAAGCCUGAGCAGAAGCAGCGGUGGCUGCGGGCCUUUGCCGAUGAACGGGCGCAAGUACAGAAUGACCGCGAGACCGGUUUUACCAUUACAGAUGCCCAGAGGAAGCAGGCCAUGCUGAACGCAUGCAAAAGCCAUUCAACAGGAAAACCCAAAGCCGUGACCCGGUCCUACUAUGACUUCUUGCUCCGGCAGAAGCACCCGUCGCUGCCCGCCGCCUUGCCGCAGCAACAGGUGUUCCUGCUGGCCGAGCCCAAACGCAAGGCCUCCAACUUCUGGCACAACAUCGGCAGACUGACGCCUUUCAAGAAGUGAUGCGGAGGAGGGCAACUCUGUGCUCGUGCCUAAACCUGCUUUUUUUUUACCUUCCUUCCGUCACCUCCGUUGUCAGUGACUGAUAUCGUACCCAUUAUUUCAAUGACUUUUUUCCAUCGAAAAAGCACUUUACAAGUUGGUAACAGUCGGAGGUUGGCCCCUGGAGUACGGUAAUAUUUUCGGAAGUCAUUACUGCUAUUUUCAGCCGUAGGACUAGACGUACAAUUUCUCUUCUGCUUCAGCUCCAGUCGUUUCUUAACGCCACUCCUACUCCUACUCCAAGCGGUGAUAUGACUGCUGCAGCAUCUCUUUCAUCGAGAGGAUUUCAUGGAAAAAGCGAUUUAUUUAUUUUUCAGUAUUUUUGUGUUGUUCUUCAAACAAUGCCAACUUUUCGCAGUGCCGGAGAAAUUAACUUUUUCUAUUUAAUUUGACAAUUUAGACAAUUAAUAAUUCUUUGGCAUCCGAUGUGAUCGAUGGGUUCCGCCUACUGCGGGGUUUCUUUUUUACAGACACAUGUCACCAGACUGAACACACCCCCACCACUUUUCAGUAUUGUCAAGGGAAUUAUUUGCGGUUGGUUGUUAGCAAGCGAAGUCUGUAGAGCCCAAAGAUUUUGUCACACACGCAGUCAAUGGAUUGAACGAUACCUGUGGUCCGGAACUCUGUCUCACCGUGUGUUUGCCGUCUUUUGACAUUGUUUUUAAAGUAACUUCUUUUAGCCUUACCUACGCAUCCUGUUUUAGUUAACUCUCAUGUUAAAGUGCCAUGUAAAGCAUCGCCAAGAAACAUAAAUUUGCAUGACUUGUGUUGAAACGAAGCAUUGGCGUUUUUCGGACACACUGAAAAUACUCACUGAGCUGUUACCGUAUACAUUAAAGUUACUGAAUAUUCCCUGCAUUGCAAAAUCGCAGAGCUGAUGGAACUGCAGAGAUGAAAAAUUAUUUUUUUCUUUUGUAUAGUACUUUGACGCUAUGAAUUGAAGUGAUGAUGUAUACAUGCUUUGAUGGGACAAAGACAGCCAUGUCAGAUUUAGUUGAGGACUCUAACAUUAGGAUGGGCCAUUUCAGCAGGUCUUAUGCUAGCAGCCACAAUGAUAUUUGUCAAGUGCCAGCAAAUGAUAUUCUUAAAUUUUUUCCCAAGAAAUAACCAAACAUUCAUAUAUACUACACAGCAAGGGAGUGUAGGCGAAUAUAUAUGUAUAUAUUUGCAGACAUUUAGAUAAAUUUGGUGCCCUGGAAUAUGAUCUCACAGCAUUGUCAAGGUAUAAAUAUUGCUUAUAAAUGCAUAACUGCACCUAUAUUGUAAUAUAAAUAUAAAUGUGUUUAUGUUUGUGAAAUGCCGUAUGAAACUGAAUGUAAAUAUGAACUCAAAGGGAGAUAUAAUUGAGACCACUGCAUCAGUGAUCUGUUCUCAAACAUCAGAUUUAGGACAGUAAAGAAUUCCUCGCUUCCUCAUUCAGAGUUAAAUGUUUAUUUCUGCCUGCAGCGGGAAACAGGUUUUCAGUCAAUGGAGAGACUGAGAUCAUAACAUUUGUUGCAUUUAAUAUGGAUUUACCAGCAGCCUAAUCUUUAAUUUCUGUCUGGAUUCUUUUAGAAGAAUGAAAAAAGCAGCAUGUUCCUUCCUGUAUUGGGAGGUGCGGAUUCAGGGCAUAAAGGAGCCACAUUUGUUCAUCGCUUGAAAUAUCUGCACCCGAGAGCAUCCCAGAAAAGCGUCUCUCUUGUGAACCACAGCGGCUUUUAGAACUGGCGGCUUUAAGUUAAUUCCAAUUCAGAUUUUCAUCCAAGCUCAUUUAUUAUUAAAUUUCUUAUAAAUAUGAAAUAAAUGGCCAGAUGAUGGGAAGGAGGACGGGGAACUGAACUGAAUACUAAGGUCAAAGCUUCCUCUCUUUGUUUUUUCUGAAAGUCAUGAGAGUAAACGACACGUGGUGAACCUUCCUUCCAGGCCUGUCUGUCUAGAGGAAAAAGGAAACCAAAUAAAUGAAAGCGUGGUUUAUAAGAACGCUCAUUGCUGCAGCCAGUGCUAAGGGUGUUCAGGGCGUUCGGUUUGCAUUGACACCUUUUGGCUGGUAAAAACUGUUGUGGUCAUUAUGAUCAUAUGAUUGACUUGUAUGAACGAGCGAUAUGGGCAGUUUCAGCCUCUAUUUCUGGUCAAGCGGAGCAGAACCGGAGCCGGCGUACAGGGAAGGGGGUGUUUCUCCAGCUCACAGGUCUAUGCCCCUCCAUUCCCAGCUGCUUCCCUUUCUUGCUCUAUGGAAACGUAUUUCGUACGGCACACCGUGUCGCUUUGAGAUGCUCAAAGACUUGACGGCAUCCCAUCUGCAGCAUUUUUUACCAAAAGAGAGGAAAAAACGAACCACAAUGACUAAACCAGGGGUUCCCAAACCGAUUUGGUGGCGACCCUCAGUAGAUUUACAUUUUGCUUUACUUUUACACUUACAUUUAUUCAUUUAGCAGGCACUUUUCUCCAAAGCGACGCACAUCUCAGACACAGUGCUGUCCUGGCUGGUACACAGAGUUAAUGACCAAUCCCUUUGGUACGUUGUGUUUAAUUACAUUUUUUAAUUGGACAAAAUUAAUAACAAUUUCACUGAAAAAUGAGACUUUAUUACAAAGUCAAAGAUAUACUCGGCGGCUACUAUGGUACAGCUUCAUUUUGUGAGUGAGCUCCUCUGAGUCUACUAAUAUUGCAGCACCAUCUUUAAUAUUGUGUUCAUAUGAGUGCUGCUUAACAACAGGCUCCUCGCUCCUUUGAUUGGCGCACAAGUUCUAGAUGUGCACAGAUUCUACUAUUAUUAUAUGAAGCAUUUAUGGACAUUUUAAGAUCCACAAGUACUCUACUUUAAUUACUCUUUUAAUAAAUCCUCAUAAUGUGGCAGUGAGGUCGCCCCCUUAUCACACUAAUAUUCAUUUUCCAAAGAUGCUCAUUUGAGUCGUGGGCCUGGGUUCGGGGUCCUGUUCAGACAAUGGGAAGCAGGACAGCUGCAGGACAGCUGCAGGACAACUGGUGGUAUUGCAGUUAGAACUGCUUCCAUUGGACCUGGAGGUCACAUGUUUGAAUCCCACCUCCAGCUGCAUCCGUACAAAAGAUUAGA
Molecule: messenger RNA, 5045 nt
Organism: Scleropages formosus (Asian bonytongue)
Lineage: Eukaryota; Metazoa; Chordata; Actinopteri; Osteoglossiformes; Osteoglossidae
Product: rho guanine nucleotide exchange factor 4-like
Exons: 11
Coding region: 86-1954 (622 amino acids)
Biological process (GO): intracellular signal transduction
Molecular function (GO): guanyl-nucleotide exchange factor activity; protein binding
Source: RefSeq, a predicted model, not a curated record